ACUUAAGCGCGCUGAGUGUGUCCACCUUGUUGAUAAAUUGUAAAUGGACUGCCUGACUUUAAAUGUUGCUUUACCUCUGACUUACUAAUGGUUUGCAUACAUUAAAAAGCAACAAGAAACAAUACAAUGUGGAUACUGACACCCCUGGAGCCUGGAGGUGAGACCCACUAUCUCCUCUCCAGUAAAGAGUAUGUGGUGGGGCGCAAGAACUGUGACAUAAUCCUACCCAACGACCAGUCCAUCAGCAGAGCUCACGCUCAUCUCACUGCUACUGACCAGACGCUGACUUUAAGAGACAUCUCCAAGUACGGCUCAUCUGUCAACAGCCAGUGCUUGACAGAGAACACGCCAGUGGACUUAAAGUCAGGAGACAAUGUUACAUUUGGGGUUUUUCAGAGCAAAUUCAGUGUGGACCGCCAGAAGCCAGUGGUGUGUUCAUCAUGUUUGGACGUUGAUGGCAAGGCGUCGCUCUCUCAGGCCCUGUUGGCUUUGGGUGGGAAGCUGGUCAACACCUGGACUCAUGACUGCACCCACCUGGCCAUGCCCUCUGCUAAAGUCACCAUCAAGACUAUUUCUGCUCUGCUGUGCUGUCGUCUCAUCGUGAAGCCGGAGUUCUUCACUGAGUUCAGCAAAGCCAUUGAGCAGAAACUACCGCCUCCUAAAGCUGAGAGGUUCCUCCCUGAGAUUGAUGAGCCCAGCUUGAGUAAAGAGGAUGUUAACCUUGCAGCGAUUCCAGUUCGCAAACAGCUCUUCAGUGGAAAGACCUUCGUAUUUCUCAAUGCCAAACAACUCAAGCGCCUGAGUACAGCAGUACAUUUUGGAGGUGGCAAGAGCCAGCUGCUUGAGGAAGGCUCUUUGCCCCGGGACCUGCUGGAGUCUCCACAGAGCUGUGUGGUCAAUGUUAUGACAGGAAACUCCCAAGCUCUGCUUCCUUCCUCUACCACAGAGUGGGCAAACUCUGUGAAGAACAUUGUUCUAAGAAACGGCCUCAGAGUCAUCCCGGAGUCAGAAAUUGGUUUGGCUGCCAUCUAUGCUUCCUGUGAUAGGUACUGCAAUCCAUCCAGUCCAACACCAGACUCAGAGUCGGCACCAAGAGUGGCACCCAGAAUCCCGAGUGCUUCGCUGUCGCAGAGCGUGGCGGUGGAAGAGACUGUGCUGCCUGCAGCAUCUCAGAACAUCACAGCGUAUGCAGUUAACACAGAGCCGUCACACGGGACAGAGCUGUGUGAAGGUACAGGGGUGAUGGCGGUCGGGGAGACUCCUGAGAGGCAGCUAAACCAGACCAGCAGUCGGCUCCGUGGAUCCAGACUUGAUGCUAAGAAGACGACCACUCAGUGCAUCGUGCCUGAUACAAUGAGCUUAUCAUUCAACACGGUAGAGAACACGGACUCGCAGACGAUGAAGUCCAAACCGACAGGUUCAGGUGCAGGCAGCAGUGGCAUCAGGUCCCAGCCAGCCCUUCCCAGGACCAACGAUGGCACGAAGACAUUUCUACACAAGCAAUCUCCUCAGAAACAGAAAGUCUCUGCACAAGCUUCCCCACAGAAACAAUCAACUCUGACCACAUUCUUCCAAACUGUCAACAAGAAAAGGCCUUUGGAGGAAGAGCUCUCCUCUGUCAUGUCGGAGCCAAAACGGCCUUCACUGGAAUCAUCCUUACGUUCAGACAGAGCCCCUGUGGCAACAUCCCAGACUCCACUGGGGUCCGCAGCUGAUCUUUUUGUAGGACGGUCAGAGGCUCAGUCAGACAGGGUCUCCCACGCUGUCCAGGAGGAGCCACGUCGUAGAAAGAGAAAGGAGAUGGAAGCAGAGAUACAAAUGGAUGAACUAGAGUCUAUUAUGUCUGAGGAUAUGGACUUCUUCGAUGAGCAACCGUCGGGGAAUCAAGGCCAGCCAGCACAGCUUAUCACGCUCAGUUCAACCGAACAGAAGCAAAGUUUAAAUACUGUGGAGGCUUCGUCUUCAAGCAAGAGGCAACGGGUGCACCUAGAAGACGAUGUAAAGAACCAGAGGCCACAGGCGGGCCUGGAAAAAGACAAGAAGCAAAAAUCUGACCAGCAUAUCGUCGCCAUCAAGACAGAGCCAGUUCAUCUCUUAGAAUACAAGACGACUAAUAAUGAGUCCAGCACACGUCCAGAGGUGUCGUCUGCCAGUACAAGUAAAGACAUACAGCUUUUUGACGAUGAUGAGGCGUCUUUCAUUGAGGACUUAGAAUUACUCAAAGUAGAUAUCUGCCAGCCUAAAGAGGAGACUAAGACCCCUCUGAAACCAGUUUCAAUAAAACAGGAGGUCCAGGAGUCAAAGAUUGAUGAAGAUCUUCCUAAAAAGCUGGUGUUAGUGGAGUUUAGAUCUCUGACUGUGACCGCCCCUCCCAAAACCAAACCACAGAGGAUGCAGAACAACAGCUACGCAAAGAACUUCAAAUGCUUCCGGAAGAUCUGCGUGCCGGGUGUAGAGGCCUCACCCCACGUCAUCGGAGGACCUGAUCUACUGGUUCACAGCAGGGGCAAAAACACUGAUCUGGAUGAAUGGCUGAAAGAUGCAGUUCAGGAGGAGCGUCAGAGCAGACGGGACGAGAGUGUAGGAGAUGACCUCUUUAGGUACAACCCCACCAAACAAAGCAGGAGAAGAUGAAACGCCAUCAUCUUAACGUCCUAUGGAGGGAAUUCAUUUCAAAAGGCACAGGAAGUUUGUCAAGCUCCAUCAUCAAAGUAUAAAAAGGACUCCAGAUUUAAUUCGAUAGAUAACGCCUGAUAUCUGCACUUCAACUAUAACUGCUUUAUAACUGCUAAGAUGAUCAGACAUAUCUUCCAGUGUUGUGUCUUGCUGUUCUUCCUGUUCUUUCUAUAUAUAAUGUACGUAAUGAAGCCACUGACAGCCAACAAUGAAACAAAACAGUCUCAUGUUCAGAGAUUUUUGUCAAAGUUUUAUUCGUCAAUAAUAAAAAAAAAUGCGCCAUACAAAACAUUAAAAACUCUUCAGUUGUACAAGAGAGUGUUAAAAUUCUACAUGCUGAAAGCAGCUAUUCCUCAAGACCAAAUGUGUUCCCUGCUUUUAGCUGAACUAGGAACUGAAGAGAGAUUCCAGUUGCUGCUUCUCGAACAAUCUCCGAUGAGCCUACAGGCACUUCUACAGAUCUGAAACUGUUCAGAUAAGUCGUCGUCAUGCCAGAACAUUUAUGGGCCGUUCUGUGCGGAUAGUUGAAGCCCACCCGUCUAUUCAUAUUCAAGGCAAGUGCCGCGUAUGAGUUGAGAGUGUCGACUAAGCAGUUGACAUGAAUUGUGCUGUAAAUAAACGGGCAGCAGAGUGUCAAAAGGAAGGAGGCUGGCCUUUAAACAAUUCUUCUCUCUAAAUUGCCAUGAGUUUAUUUAGCGUAUUACUUAAUGAGUAAAACCAAAUGUUCUACUCGGUACUCGCAAGUUGCUUUCUAAAAUCCAUACAAAUCUACUAAAAUGUGACGUAUGUGAAUGGACACACAAUAAACCUGUUGGUGCUUCAUUAAGCGAGCAGGUUGCUCUUGGAGUUGAAAGUGGUGGACAGAAGUGUCCGACUGUGAUCAUAUUUUUAAUUUUCCUUUUUAGUAAAUUCAAAACGGUAAUAAUUGGUUAUCUUAAAUAGUUAUCUCCUCUUCUGAGUCACCCAGUCUCUGCAUUCCUUACAUGUACUUUUACAUCCGAAGUCUGUCCGAGCACUUUUCUGUCCUUUGCUUACAGCAGCUGCUGCGAGGCAAUAUUUCAUGCCUGCAUGCAUGUAUUUAAUAUUCAUAUCAAAACAAUAUUCAGAAGUCAGUGAAAAAAGCAUCAAAGAAUAAUUCAGCUGAAAUGUAAUAAUUAACACGAGAAACAUUUUCACUAGUCAACUGUUAUGAUUACCAAAAAAAAUCAGUAAUGUGUCAAACUUCUAACUUUGUUAGUGUAAAAAGUAAUAUAACUACAGUAACGUGUUAUUUACGUAAUACAUUACCCCCCUACCCCCACCACACUCCCACACACGUUAAUUCAGAGUACCAUAUUGCAUUGAAGAAAAAAAUGAAAAUCUCAUGUUACAAUAAACAAACCAUGAGUUGUGCAAAGAGCAGCACACAAACACAUUAUGCGUACUGCAUAGGAAGGAAGGAAGGAAGGAGAAUAGAGAGGAAAGGGAGAAUGUAUUGCUACUGUUUCUGCUCACAACCUGUCUAAACUGUUAUUUGACACUUCACAAAACAAUACUGGCUGUUUGUUAAAUUAAAUUAAAAGCAUGGUUUCAUUUGAUGAGAGGUUUCCAUGUCUCAGAAGUCAAAGUAGGCUGCCAAAUGAAAAAACAUUCACAAUCUUUCUGGAAAAAAGAAAAAGCAAGCAUUAUCAGAAUCACAACACCAGAGUGAUCCUUUGAUGAUCAUAUCUUUUUGCCAGGAUACUUGAAUCCAAACAGUAGAAUUGGGUUUCUAAGAAUACAUUCAGAUCUGCAAGUGAAAUUGUUUGCAUAGAAAGCUUUUCAGUAGCACUAUAACCAAACCAACUUUUUCUAACUUUUUUAGGUAUAUGGCUUCAACUACCAACAAUGGCAGCUAAACAAAGAAUCCUCUGAAGUUAAAGAAAAAUGUUAGGCUCAGAAUAAUCAGGAACAUUAAGAUUGCGUAGCCAUGAACUUGUUGGGUCACACGUUCUGAGAUAAAGCUUGUGUGCGUCCAAUAUGGCAAUUACUCACCACUCCAGUUUGGAGUUCGGAUGAUCGUAACUUUGUAAGCAGGACCACAGAUUGCUCUGUGAGUGUCAGUCACUUCCACAGCUAUAGCUGUAAGUUGCAUGGAGAAUGAGCGCAAUGGCCUCUACUUUUAACUGCUGUUAGUAAAUGGAUUGAAAGACACAUGGUGAACGAAUAAAUAGCCCUGAUGAAAAUAAGGUCCCAUUCAGUUGUGAGGUUACAGAUUUACUAGAAAACAUUGACACAUGGUAGCUUGGACUUCUGGGUACUUCUUAUGAAGUCAGACAAGACUCUUGAAAGCUGUCUUUUGUUUCUUUAGAAACUAAUUAGCGUACAUCCACUGUCUUUUUGGUCUCAAUGCCUUAGCUUUGAUGAGAGAAAACAACUGCCUAAAUGAUUAAAACAUUAAAACUCUUGUUUUCCCCUUCAACUUUUAUAUCAGUUGGUGAGAGAGCUGGAAAUCUGUUUCCUACGACCUUCGUGUAUUGCUCUUUUCUCCAACAUGUUUUCAAAUGAAGUUAUUCCCUCCAUUGCUGAUGAGCGUCCCUUUCUUCUUGAGUCUCUUCAGCAGACACGAGGCGAUGCCUAAAGCGCCACCCUUCAAAAAGCGAACAAAGUUGUCUCCCACCAACGGGCCCAUGGCAAACAGACCUGGCUCCUUGGUACACUCAAAAGUGUAGGGAUGGAUGUCAAUGGGGUUCUGCGUGCAGGAGAUGGGUUUUGUUGGAUCCUGACCCAGGUACUGGCCCUGGCCCUUCAAGAAAAACAAGUUUGGGUUUGUCCCGAUCAGCACUAGAGCCAUGGAGAUCUUGAAUGCCUUGAGGGAGUUGUUCCCCUGCAGCAAACACUUCAUGUCAGACUGGAAGGACACCAAGCUGUGUUCAGGGAAACUGGUGUAGUCAGCAAACAGGCUGACGCUGCCAUUACCAGCCAUGUUACCUGCGGCAAGUUGGGGCUUUGGGCACAUCUUGGCACACACUGAAGAGGCAAUACUUACUGCCUGGGGUCUGUUUAAAGCAGAGGAGGGAGCCACGUUUGUGUAGGUCUGAGAACACAUCAUGUGGUAGACUUUGUGGUACUCCGGGUACAGGGUCUUGGGCAGCUGUUUGAAGAUGAGGUCUGAGUCGUCUACGCUCUUACGAAAGACAUGCAGCACUCUGAUGUGGCUGUUACAAGCGCACAGAACUGCAUCGGCAGCACUUAAACCGGCACCUACAAUUAAAACCGGAUCAGAGUGCAUAUCCAGUUUUCUCUGGCUUACGGCCAAACCCAGGUCUGAGAUGCUGUGGAAUACAAAUGGUAGGUCCUCCCCCUCUCCGCCUAAUCGAACUGGCGAAUCGGACGCACCAGUGGCCACUACUACAUUCUCAGCAAACAGAGAGAAGGGCACAUGAGUGUUGUUCUGCACCUGCUGGUAUCCCCUUACUUCCCAGAGAGCCCCCCCUCCUCCAUUAUUUAGACACUCAACUCCAUUUCCCUCAAACCCUUCUCCCACCCCUCCAUCUACUUGAUCACUGUGCCUAUUUUCCAGACCUUCCGCCUCGUGCCCCCGGCAGAGUUUCUGGACAGAGGUCACGUAGGUGUUGUCAACAAAAUUCUUUUGAAGGCCCUUUAGCUUCACAUAGUUACGGUAAUAGGAUGAGAUCUCCUCUGGGGUGGCUCUGUCACUGGUUACAUCCCUAGAGAGAAGAGACAGAUGGUGAGGAAAGUGGUAGCAGAGAACUGAGACUUUAGCCAUGUCUUUGCUGUCAACCUCUCUCAAUACCUGUGUUUCCCGUUGGUCAAGUCCCUGUAGUUAACCCCGGGAAGCUCCAUCCAGAUGCCAAGACUAAUAGUCAGCAUUGAGCCCUCCAUUGCCUGAGGGGGGAAAAAGAAGGGUAGGGGAGAAUGCAAAGUCAGAGAACAAAACGAUUGAUAGAGAAAUAUGGAUAGGUACAAGAGUGCAGCAGACUAAACCAUGUAUCUUACAUGCCAAGCACCUCCAGGCGUUGCCCUCCCCAGCACCAGAUGUGGGAUGUGUUGCUUCUUGUCCCUCCUCCACUGAAGGACAGGGGGGAACUCGUAGCCAAAGUCAGCAUUGGGGUGCAGAAGUGUGUCAAAAAGCACAGCUACAGGGUUCCUUGACCUCCCCUCGAGACCUUCACUUAAAUAUUCCAGAUCCUGCAAAAAACAAGUUAUUAUCAUGACACACCUGAGUGACUGUGAUCCUAUGUGCAAGGAAUUAAUGGGUGUUUUUACCUGUUCAGUGAUGGAUAGGUGCUUGGUCUCCUGCAGUUUCCUGUAAAGUAUUGGGUUUGGGUGCACAGCUGCUGUAUCUAGGUAGGGCUUGUGGCCACUCAGCAGGUAGGACAAACAAAUGCCUGAUGGGCCGUUACCUGAAAACAGAUCCAGGUUUGGGUGGAUUAGCAUCACAAAGGAUCUCCAUUAAGUUAGAUAAAGAAAAUUGCUUUUAAUGUUUUAUGUGUGCAGGAUUUGGGCUAAGUUGGAGUAACAACAUGAAACCCUUAAAGGUCAAGAGGUUAAGAGCAAAAUAUUUACCGAUGAUAACCACAGGGAAAGUGGGUGGGUGCUCUUGUGGCAGAGUGGUCUCUUCCAAAAGAGGCAUGGCUGCAGCCUGGGCCAGAGCCGGCACUGAAGAGGAAUGAUAGAAAUGAGAAGAAAGUUACAGACAUUUCUGUAGCUAUCUAUUUGAUACUCUACUAAAAGCAAAGGCUCAUUUGUGCUUUGAACACGUUCAAACCGGCUUGCUAUCUUUGUGUCUGCCAAUGGUGUUGUUGUUAUUUCAUGUUAGCUUAGAUCCUGUCUCCAUCCACCAUCAUCAGCUGACUCACACACCGAACGCGAGGAAAAAACGUUAUUCAUCCUGUUAUUGUGCUUCCACACACAGCCAUGACCCUCCCGCCACGACACAACGUGCCCCCUGCUUUUCUCUUUGCUGUCCCGCCAACGUCCACACCCCCCUGUCCUAUCAAACAUGGCCUGCGGCGAGGCUAGUCUCUGUAAACCCUGGUGCCGCUUCCCCAACAAAAGGGAAUUCUAAUCAGAUUUAUAUAGGCUUGGGUCUGUUUGUAAAACGUUGCCAUUGAGCAUGUGUAGUGUGUGUUUGUGUGUUACACGACAGUGCCAUUGUGUGCCCGCCGGGCAGCAAAUCCCCCCUGAUCACUCCUCCGAGUGGGCCCUAAUCCCACUGGGCCUGUUUAUGUCUUUACCGCCCCUUUCACCAGCAGCAGGGUGAGAAUGUGGUCCUGGCAUAUUGACAGAGCUCCUCCUCUCAUACCCAUCCACCACUACCACACACACACACACACACACACUCAUAGACAAUCCCGCCAAAACUUUACCCACCUGCCACAGCAAACAGUGCCCACUUGCCCCAGAUUCAUAGUUCAUACUAUCCAAAACACUGCCCACACCGCCUCUGUCUUACAUCCCAAAACUCUGGCUCACUUCCCUUAAAACCCCCAUGUCUCCCUGCUAUUAAUAAAGCCUGUCUCAUUUCACAAGCACCCCUCCAUCCCUCCCUCCCUCACUCCCUGUC
Messenger RNA from Anarrhichthys ocellatus (wolf-eel), 8224 nucleotides. It is a transcript of the gene nbn, whose product is annotated as nibrin. The record is from RefSeq and is a predicted model, not a curated record. Gene Ontology annotation, cellular component: Mre11 complex; nucleus. The transcript is spliced from 17 exons. The coding region runs from base 127 to 2634 and encodes 835 amino acids. Lineage: Eukaryota; Metazoa; Chordata; Actinopteri; Perciformes; Anarhichadidae. Gene Ontology annotation, biological process: double-strand break repair via homologous recombination; telomere maintenance; mitotic G2 DNA damage checkpoint signaling. Gene Ontology annotation, molecular function: damaged DNA binding; protein binding.